CGGGGCGGCGGGAAGGCCCGCCUGGUGCCGCCGAUGUCGCCGCAGCCGCCCAUGGAGGCGAUGGAGGCGCCGCUCAACUUGGCUCAUCAGCAGAGCAGAAAAGCUGACCAUUUGCUGGCUGCGGGGAAGUACGAAGAAGCCGUUUCAUGUCACCGAAAGGCAGCAGCGUAUCUUCUGGAAGCUAUGAAGUUGACUCAAUCAGAUCAGGCCCAGUUAUCCCUGGAGUUGCAAAGGAAGAGCCACCUGAAACAGAUUCCCCUUAUCCAAGAGCGAUGGAAAAGGACGCAAAGGGACGAAAGGUUGAAAGUGCGCCCUCUUGUGGACAAAGAGAGCGUGGCCCACCUGCAGAGCUCUUCUAAGUCCUCAGCGGAGGACCCCGAGGACCAGCAUGGAACGCCGGCCAGCCUCAAGUACAGGGCCCCCUUGGAGAAGGAGAUGAAGGGCUUCCAGGGGGUCUUGGACAGGGAUCCGGACACUCUGCUCUUUCUGCUUCAGAAGAGGAAGGAGCCUUCCCCCGAUGCCUGCGUGAAGAGCAGGCCUCCAAAGGACGACAAGAUGAAAAUGGAGGAGCAGGCCACCAAAAUCGCAGUCCUGGAGCAGCACGUGGAGAUGCUGUUUGCUGACAAUGAGAGGCUGAGGCGGGAGAACCGGCAGCUAAAAGCGGAGCGAGCCAGGCUGCUGAAGUCCCCACUGGAAAAGGAGCUGGAUGCAGAUGCUGACUUUGUGGAGAAGUCAGAGCUGUGGGGCCUCCAGCAGCUUCCGGAAUCUGCUGCCGCCUCCGCCGCCACCACCACCACCCCCUGGCAGAAAUUGGCUGUCAGUGCUGGGAAGGGCAAGGACAUUCCCAUCCCCAGCCUUCCCCCCUUGGACAUUCCCUCCCCGGAGUUCCCACUGGUGGAACUCUCUGAAGAUCUCUUGAAGGGGUUCAUGAACAACUAAGGGAGGACCACCACUGGGUGGUGGAUUUGUCCUGGACUUUGGGGAGUGGACGCUGCUGGAACAUCCAUAACUGAAGGGAGAAAUCCUUGUGACUUGGUCACUGAAAAAAAAAAGCUUGAUGUUAUGAAUUGGUGAAGCAAAGGCAUUUACCAUCGUUGGUAAAAACUAAGCUCUCCUUGUUCUUUCUUCAAGCCAAAGGCCGGAAGGAGGGAGUCUUGACCCUCCCUCCUGCAGGGCUCCCUCGAGUAUUCUUUGGAUGCAAACGGAUCUCUUAUGCCAUAAAAUAAGGUGAAUCCUGUGUGGCACAUGGUAACAAUUUUGGUAGUGCAAGACACUUUCUAUCAUGCAUUGGAUUGCCGUUUUCUUUUAAUCAUGCACAGACACUAGUAAGCGAUUCUUGUUUCCCUUCCUUCGUAGGACGGAUCUGUGUGCCACACUUUGCACCCCUAGCUUAAUGCAUAACAUCGGCCAAUCAGGAGUAAAGCUAAAUUUCCAGAUAUUUUUAAGGACCCAAAUUUAAUUCUUCUGAAAUAUUUUGAUUUGUUUACAUAAUCAGGGUGCUUCGUAAUGUGUUUUCUGCAUAUGGAACAAGCAUUGCUCUAAACAAUUAGAUAAGAAUACUUGUUGGUGCAUGAUAGGAAGGCAUAGCUGAGAAAGAAUAAAAUGUUACAGGUCUAACUUGAAUCAUGUGUUUGUUUUCUUUUUAACAUGCCAGUAUUGAGUUUCGGAAUUCCAAUACUGAAUGCAACAGUAGCCUGCCUUUAUAGGAUGUUUAAAGAUUUUAACAGACAUCAUUUUGAUCAAAAUCUUGUUUGAGAUCUAUUAUUCCAAGAUGACAAAGAUUGAAUCAGGCACCCAUUAAAGCUCUCCAGACCAGGAUUUUAUUCUGAACUAGCUGAUAACCCAGCGUUGUCUGGGUAUUUAUUU
Thamnophis sirtalis is the source of this 1866-nucleotide messenger RNA. It is a transcript of the gene NRBF2, whose product is annotated as nuclear receptor binding factor 2. Gene Ontology annotation, biological process: autophagy. The record is from RefSeq and is a predicted model, not a curated record. Lineage: Eukaryota; Metazoa; Chordata; Lepidosauria; Squamata; Natricidae.